Messenger RNA from Colletotrichum higginsianum IMI 349063, 1491 nucleotides. RefSeq names its product 6-hydroxy-D-nicotine oxidase. The coding region runs from base 1 to 1491 and encodes 496 amino acids. Gene Ontology annotation, molecular function: FAD binding. Lineage: Eukaryota; Fungi; Ascomycota; Sordariomycetes; Glomerellales; Glomerellaceae. The transcript is spliced from 3 exons. The record is from RefSeq and is a predicted model, not a curated record.
AUGAGGUCUCUGGCUGUGGUCCUCGGCGCAGCAGCUGCUCUCGCCUCUCUAUCUGAAGCCGCCUGCACCAACGCCAUGUCCAACGCUUGCUGUGACGCCCUUGAGGCGGCCGGACUCAAGGUCCUUCGCCCGAGCACCGAGGCCUACGAGACUCGGGACACGUCGUACUUCUCCGUGUCGGCGCAGCUGAGCCCGUACUGCAUCGUGCAGCCUACCUCUGCCGAGGAGGUUGCCCUGGCUAUCGUCACCUUGAAGAAGACGCAAUGUAACUGGGCUGUCCGUGGCGGAGGCCACAUGACCUGGGCGGGUGCCUCGAACAUUGACAAGGGCGUCACCCUUGACCUGGGUCUGAUCAAGCAGGUCGAGUACUCGCCCGAGACGAAGAUCGCCAGCAUCGGCGCCGGAGCGCUCUGGCGCGACGUGUACUCGGCGCUCGAGCCGUUCGUAGUGACGGCGCCCGGCGGCCGCACCUCGACCGUCGGCGUCGCCGGCUUCCUCCUCGGCGGCGGCAACAACUUCUUCAGCUCCGAGGUCGGCCUCGGCUGCGACAACGUCGUCAACUUCCAGGUCGUCCUGGCCAGCGGCGACAUCGUCGACGCCAACAGGGAGACGCACGCCGACCUGCACCGCGCGCUCAAGGGCGGCUCGGGCAACUUUGGCGUCGUCACGCGCGUCGACAUGCAGACCGUCGGCACCGUCGAGCUCUGGGGCGGCCAGGUCGUCUACCCGCUCAACACGACGGAGCAGCACAUCGCCGCCUACGUCAAGUGGGUGGACAACAUCCCCAAGUACACAAAGGGCUCGGCCGUCACCUUCUGGGCGUACUCGCCCGGCGCGGGCACCGUCGUCUCGGCCGCCCUCCACGACACCUCCAACGCCGAGUGGGCGCCGGCCUACGACGACUUCCGGGCCAUCGGCCCCAAGACCGCGGACACGCUGCGCCACGACAGCCACCUGAACAUGACGGUCGAGCUCGAGGAGCCCACGGGCUACCGCCAGAUCUGGAUCACGCUGACGGGCAAGAACGACGCCCGCUUCAUCCGGCGCGCCGUCGAGGCCCAGGCGCGGUUCAUCGAGGGCUGGAAGGCGACCCAGGACGCCGACUUCCUCAACUACAUCACCUUCCAGGCCAUGCCGACGCUGCUCUUCCGCCACUCGGUCGACAAGGGCGGCAACGCGCUGGGCAUGGACCGCGAGGGGGGCGACGCCAUCCUGUUCCAGAUGCAGCACAUGGUCCGCUCCGCCGACGCCGAGAGGGAGGCCUGGACGCAGCUCGUCUCCAUGCGGAGGGAGCUGAAGGACUACUACGUCGCCGAGGGCAUCGACGUCGAGUGGGAGUACCUCGGGUACGCCGACGGCGCCCAGGACCCCCUGAGCACCUACGGCCCGAAGAACAUCCAGCUGCUCAGGGAUGUUGCGGCCAAGUACGACCCCGAGCAGGUUUUCCAGAAGAGGGUUCCCGGCGGCUUCAAGAUCUCCAACGUUGCUUAG